AUAGAGUUUUAACAUUUAGUUUUAGUUACUUUUUCUUAUUUGUAAGUCUCAUUGGAUCAAAGCGUCUGCUAAAUGACUAAAAGUAAAGUAAAAGUAAAGUAUGGUUCAAAAACACUAUAGUAUUUACUAUGAAUUACUGUAGUAUUUUUUUCAUGUGGGACAAGGCAACUAUAUUACAGGGGCAAUGUUUAUUGAUGCUGAAAAACCUUUGGAAGAAGGACUAGUUUGCUAGUUGAUGUCUAGUUUCCUAGAUGAUACUCUUUAACCUGUUGCUAAAAUAGCAAGUGGAGUUUUACUAAUCCCUUAAUUUGAUUAUCCUGAAAGCAUUUCUCUUCACAUUCAGCUCUUCAUAGGCAGUGCUUCAGCUCAUCUAAAUGGCUCUUCUUUUGGCCUUGUUAUGUCUCAUAAGUGUUGCAGAUGUAUUAGGAAAGCAAAAGAUAAAUUCAGAAAAUAUAACACGGAUUCUAGACCGACUUCUUGAGGGUUAUGACAAUCGACUGCGCCCGGGAUCUGGAGUCUCUGUAACCGAGGUCAAAACAGACAUAUUUGUCACCAGUUUUGGACCAGUAUCUGAUGUUAAGAUGGAGUUCACCAUGGAUAUGUUUUUCCGCCAAAUGUGGGUUGACGAGAGGUUAGCCUUUCAGGGGCCCGUUGAAAUCUUGCCUUUGAACAACCGCAUGGUGGACAAGAUCUGGACGCCCGACACGUUUUUUCGCAAUGCAAGGACGUCCCUCGCACACAACAUGACGUCUCCCAACAAGCUGUUUCGAAUCAUGCAAAACGGAACAGUCUUUUACACCAUGAGGCUGACUGUAAGUGCAGUAUGUCCGAUGGUGUUGAUGGACUUCCCUAUGGAUGGACACACAUGUCCUCUCCUGUUUGGAAGCUAUGCUUACACUAAUCGUGAAAUUAUCUACACGUGGAGGAAGGGUCUUCAAGCAUCGGUGGAUUUUCCUCCAGAAUCAUCAAGCCUACUUCAGUAUGAUCUUGUGGGCCAGACCUUGUUCAGUGAAACAUAUAAAUUCAGCACAGGUCUGUAUUCUGUCCAGGUUGUCCAUUUCUAUCUUCAGAGGAAGCUUGGCUACCAUCUCAUCCAAACGUACAUCCCAUUGAUUAUGGUGGUUGUGCUGUCACAAGUCGCGUUCUGGAUCAACAAGGAGUCUGUCCCGGCUCGGACAGUGGCUGGAAUCACCACUGUGCUCACCAUGACCACUCUGAGCAUCAGCGCCCGCUCCUCGCUGCCCAAAGUCUCCUACGCCACCGCCAUGGACUGGUUCAUCGCCGUCUGCUUUGCCUUUGUGGCUUCGGCCCUCAUCGAGUUUGCCGCGGUCAACUACUUUGCCACACUCGAGGCCAACAGGGAAAAACGCCGGUUCUCCAGGGCCUCCGUUCUGGAGUCCAUAGCCCAGGGCAGCGACGACGAGCCGGAGACGCCUCAGUCUGAUACCAGUGGCUUUAGCCGCAGAAGACGGGCCAACUCUGUGUCCGAGGCGCCCAUGGCUCGCUAUCCCAUCUUCCUCCAGGGCUCGGCCGUCCCACCCAACAUGAUGCUGGCAGGCACCAGUGCCAUAGACAAAUACGCCCGCGUCCUCUUCCCUCUGGCCUUUGGGAUCUUCAACCUCAUCUACUGGUACAUCUACCUCAGCAAGGACACCAUGGAAAAGCCCAGGGAGAUCGAGUGAGUUUCUCCUGAGAAGACGAGACCGUGUAGGCUACUCGACUUUCCUUUGGACCUCUGUCUCUCACUUUCGUCAUCUAGCAACUUCAUCCCUGACAGAGCACGAGGCUGUCUAACACUAUUUGACAAGCAUUUGAUCCUGUUCCUUUCCUAUUUUGUCAUCUAUAUAGACUUUCCACUCCAUUUGCCUUUAUAUUCGCAGCCGAGGGCCACGUUGUUAUACUAACCCUGGUACAUGGCAAACCCUCCUCUGGUUCUGCUCUGGUUCUGCUCUUCUGCAUGUGUGCGUGUGUGUGUGUGUGUGUGUGUGUAGCACACUAAGGAGUUGAUGACAUAAUCUGCAGCUCUAACUGGUGAUGCAACAUUCAACCAAUGCUUUCAGUGGCCUGCCCUCUACAGAGACACGGCUCGCACUGCACUAGAUCAAAAGCGCCGGGUUUAUACUGACAGCUUCAAAGAUUUCGCUUUGGAAAUAGAGGAGAAAAAGUGCAUCCAUAGAACUCAACUUGUACGAACACCAUUCACACGUGUGCGUUUGCAGACGCGUACGCUCCCUCUCUUGACGCGGUGGCGCUGUAACAGAGGGAUGGAGUAAAUCUCAGCGUGUGGGGUGGAUAUUUAAUAUGUAUUCUCAGCUCACGGUCUGUUUGAUGUUUUCUGAUGUUUCUCAGUGCAUCUCAGCUCUCUCUCUCUCUCUCUCUCUCUCUCUCUCUGUUGGGAGAACAUGCACAUGCCCAGGAAUGCAUGAAUGCAUACAACUCAAAAGACUAUUGUGCUUAACAUAAUAAAUGGGUUUUAAAACCCAUGGGGAGACAAUGUGGCACUGAGGAAUAGACAUGAAGGUGCUAAUGUAAUAAUCUCAGGAAUUAAGAAUUUAUACUUGCAUUAUGUACUUGAAUAAUGCGUGUGUGCAUUAGCAUUUCUCACCUAAUUAAGAUAUUUUUUUGUUUAUAUGUGUUAUUUGUCUGAUGGUCAACUCGUGCAGUCCA
Onychostoma macrolepis is the source of this 2667-nucleotide messenger RNA. It is a transcript of the gene gabra6a, whose product is annotated as gamma-aminobutyric acid type A receptor subunit alpha6a. Lineage: Eukaryota; Metazoa; Chordata; Actinopteri; Cypriniformes; Cyprinidae. Bases 375 to 1682 code for a protein of 435 amino acids. Gene Ontology annotation, cellular component: synapse; postsynapse; dendrite membrane. Gene Ontology annotation, molecular function: inhibitory extracellular ligand-gated monoatomic ion channel activity; GABA-A receptor activity; benzodiazepine receptor activity. The transcript is spliced from 11 exons. Gene Ontology annotation, biological process: synaptic transmission, GABAergic; monoatomic ion transmembrane transport; gamma-aminobutyric acid signaling pathway. The record is from RefSeq and is a predicted model, not a curated record.